GAGGCAACAUCAGAGAACUGUCACAAUGUCUCUUAUUUUACACUGAAUAGAAUUUGGUCCUCGCAAAGCAAAUAUUUGUAAUAUUUUACUGCAUUUCAAUCGGUGCAAUCAUAUUUACUUGGUAACACUUGGCAGUGAUUGAAACAUCUCAAAAUUCCUCGAUGGCAUACCAAACGCUGCGGCAAGAAUACUUCCAGAUUCCGGUUGUAACACGGGCUUACACUACGGCAUGUGUUAUAACAACAUUAUCUGUACAUCUGGAGAUCGUAACGCCCUUCCAGCUGUACUUCAACCCCACACUUAUAUUAGAACACUACCAGCUAUGGCGACUGGGCACCACGUUCCUGUUUUUUGGCACAUUCGGGUUUAACUUCCUUUUCAACAUGAUCUUCACAUACAGGUACUGCCGAAUGCUAGAGGAAGGGUCCUUCCGGGGAAGAAGUGCAGAUUUUAUAAUGAUGUUUUUCUUCGGUGGCAUCCUUAUGAUUAUAUUUGCAUUCUUCGUUAACCUUUUAUUCUUAGGACAAGCAUUUACAAUCAUGUUGGUAUACGUCUGGUCGCGAAGGAAUCCGUUCAUUCGCAUGAACUUUUUCGGGAUCUUAAACUUCCAGGCUCCAUAUCUACCGUGGGUGCUGCUAGGAUUCUCCGUACUUAUUGGCAACACAAUCUGGGUAGACUUAAUGGGAAUAGUAGUCGGACACAUUUAUUAUUUCUUGGAAGACGUGUUUCCAGAUCAAAUCAAUGGAUUCCAUGUCAUAAAAACGCCCCAGUUUUUGAAAAACAUGUUCGACGAACCGAUUGAGGACGCCGAUUACACAGCUCUGCCGGAAGACCGCCCGGGCGGCUUCAACUGGGGACGAGAAGUGGAAAACAAUGCCAACAAUGAAGCACAAAACAACGAACGGCGGGAUGGAAUGUGAAUUGGCACAAUGGCAAAACGUGUACGCUAAUCCCAGCCAUGGACUAUGCACUCAUCGUGCACAUAGAAACGCUCAUCAAUGAAAAGGUGACAACGGAACCAUGGUGGACAAAACUAGAAGUUUAUUGUUUUUUGAUUUUUUAAUCUAUUAGAAUAAAGUAUAUUCGACUGUAUUCAAUAUA
Culex quinquefasciatus (southern house mosquito) is the source of this 1101-nucleotide messenger RNA. It is a transcript of the gene Der-2, whose product is annotated as derlin-2. Lineage: Eukaryota; Metazoa; Arthropoda; Insecta; Diptera; Culicidae. Bases 162 to 920 code for a protein of 252 amino acids. Gene Ontology annotation, molecular function: misfolded protein binding; ubiquitin-specific protease binding. The transcript has 7 exons. Gene Ontology annotation, cellular component: Hrd1p ubiquitin ligase ERAD-L complex; endoplasmic reticulum membrane. The record is from RefSeq and is a predicted model, not a curated record. Gene Ontology annotation, biological process: endoplasmic reticulum unfolded protein response.